UAUAGGAUAGGACGAUAGUGGUUAGUCCUAUUAUUGAUGUCAUCAGUAUGGAUACAUUUGAUUACAUAGGUGCUUCAUCUGAACUAAGAGGAGGUUUUGAUUGGAGCCUCCAUUUUAAAUGGGAUGGAUUCACUCCUGCACAAAGAGCAAAAAGAAAGUCCCCAAUUGAACCAAUAAAGACUCCAAUGAUUGCUGGUGGGCUGUUCUCUAUUAACAGACAAAGGUUUAUUGAAACUGGUAAAUAUGAUGAUCAAAUGGAUAUCUGGGGAGGUGAAAACUUUGAAAUAUCAUUUCGAACGUGGAUGUGUGGUGGAUCACUAGAGAUCAUCCCUUGUUCUAGAGUUGGCCAUGUAUUUAGGAAAAGACAUCCAUAUGUAUUUCCAGGAGGCAAUGCAAUGACUUAUAUGAAAAAUACAAAACGUGCUGCUGAAGUGUGGAUGGACAAUUACAAAGAUUAUUAUUAUUCUGCUAGACCAUCAGCAAAGGGAAGAGACAUGGGCAGGUACAUGUAUGAUAGAUUAAUAGUACUGUGAGUAGUAUCAGGGUUU
This is a messenger RNA of Amphimedon queenslandica, 548 nucleotides long. Its product is annotated as polypeptide N-acetylgalactosaminyltransferase 14-like. Gene Ontology annotation, biological process: protein O-linked glycosylation. The record is from RefSeq and is a predicted model, not a curated record. The transcript has 5 exons. The coding region runs from base 48 to 533 and encodes 161 amino acids. Gene Ontology annotation, molecular function: polypeptide N-acetylgalactosaminyltransferase activity. NCBI's taxonomy places the organism in Eukaryota, Metazoa, Porifera, Demospongiae, Haplosclerida, Niphatidae. Gene Ontology annotation, cellular component: Golgi apparatus.